CCCUGCCAGACUCGAACUGGCGGCCUUGGGAUAUCUACUAUGAUAGUAGUCAUAUAUGGUGAUAUGAGACCCACGUGAUAACCAACUACACCAAGGAGACCGAGCUACACCAAGUGAUGAUGAAACUGAUUCUUCGAUGGGGAGGCGUCGACAAUGUGGUUCUAUAAUUCGGUCGAGCGCCAAAGAUAUCGCUUUGCAUUGCUUGAAAAUCCCAUUUUCCGCUAACGAACAAGUAAAGAACUUCGAACUUGCAGCCCCACGCAACGGCAGUAUGAUCUGGGGCUUCUUCUUCUUGUCACAGUCACCAAAGUCGGGCUCACGCAGGCGGCACGUCUUGCGCGUCCUCUUCUCUCUUUCGCUUGCGCUCUUGUUCCUGUACCUUCUUCUCUUUCUUCUCUACCCAGUAGGUUUUCUUAACAAUAUGUUAGCUUAGGUGCAAGAGCGUGGCUACCAGUUCACCGGAGUUGAAAGAGAUGGGUAAUGGAACAACGUGAGAAGUGCAGUAGAUGAGAAGUGCGAGAGGUAGGAAGUGGAGACGUGGAAGAGCGAAGAGGU
Alternaria alternata is the source of this 555-nucleotide messenger RNA. RefSeq lists its product as hypothetical. The coding region runs from base 137 to 433 and encodes 98 amino acids. The transcript has a single exon. NCBI's taxonomy places the organism in Eukaryota, Fungi, Ascomycota, Dothideomycetes, Pleosporales, Pleosporaceae. The record is from RefSeq and is a predicted model, not a curated record.